Messenger RNA from Anopheles coustani, 1682 nucleotides. RefSeq names its product arginyl-tRNA--protein transferase 1 (gene Ate1). The transcript has 7 exons. The record is from RefSeq and is a predicted model, not a curated record. Gene Ontology annotation, biological process: protein arginylation. Lineage: Eukaryota; Metazoa; Arthropoda; Insecta; Diptera; Culicidae. Gene Ontology annotation, cellular component: cytoplasm. Gene Ontology annotation, molecular function: arginyl-tRNA--protein transferase activity. Bases 59 to 1636 code for a protein of 525 amino acids.
CAAAACAGUAUUGAAAAUUUUUAUUCUGCUCCGUACGUCGUACAUUCUAAGCAAAAGUAUGCCGUUUUCAGUGGUAGAAUUUUACGACAAACGUUCUAGCUAUCAGUGUGGUUACUGCAAGCAAUCGGACUCUUGCCACUCUUAUGGCAUGUGGGCAUAUAAACUAAGCUGUGAAGAUUACCAAGAUCUGAUCGAUCGAGGCUGGCGUCGUUCUGGAUGUUAUUGUUAUAAACCAAUCAUGGAUGUUACCUGCUGUCCAUCGUAUACUAUUAAAUGCGAUGCGCUUAAUUUUCGAUUAAAUAAGUCACACAAAAAGAUAAUUAAGCGUAUGAACAAAUUUCUCCGUGAUGGAAAAAGAGAAUCCGAUGAGGAAGAAAAUCCACAAUCUUUUGGCGAGAUUGGGACUUUAAGUCAUGAGCACAUCGAGACGCCGCGUAUGCCAACAAAGCCAAUUGAUUUAGAAUAUUUGGAGCCUACCAUGGACAUUGCAAAACAAACUACUGAAACCAUUAAAGCUCGAUCGAAAGAUUUGAGUGAAAAAGGGGCCGAAGCCUUAAAGCCUUCGCAUGGCAUGGGCAACCCGACUGUGAGUGAUGUACCAAAAAAAGCAAAACUUAUGCGAAUUAUACGAAAACGAGAUAAACUACAAAAGAAAGGGCUUACCGGUGAAGAGCUAGAACGAUCAAUGCUAGCUGGAAAGGGGCAUAAUAAAGAAAAGUCGCUGGAAGAUUUUCUUUACGAAUUUCCAAAGGAAAACGAACCAUCAGCCCAUCGUUUGACGGUAAAAUUCAUUCAGUCCAAAGAUUGUGCAAUCCCUACAACGUUUAAACUAUACAGUAGUUACCAACAAAGCAUACACAAAGAGCCAUCGUCCAAACUCAGCAUGGAACGUUUCAAACGUUUUCUUAUCAAUUCUCCCCUUAAGAUUGUGACUCUACCCACGGGCGGGAAAAAGUUUCAAGAAAGCCUGGACAUUUCUUACGCACUCUAUGUCAAAUAUCAGACGAGUAUUCAUAGUGAUCCUCCUGGUUCGGUUGCGGACUAUCUCGACUUUUUGGUAAAAUCACCAUUAAAGGGUUCGGCGGAUUUCGGGUCUUUCCAUCAACAGUAUUGGUUGGAUGAUCGUUUGAUUGCUGUGGGUGUGAUCGACGUGUUGCCACUAUGCGUUAGUUCUGUAUAUUUUUUUUACGAUCCAGAGUAUAGAUUUCUUUCCCUUGGUACUUAUGGCUCGCUAAGAGAGAUUGCGUUUACAAGGGCACGGUACCGUGUUAAUCCCAGCAUUACAAGCUAUUACAUGGGAUUUUAUAUACAUUCGUGUCCGAAAAUGCGAUACAAAAGCAGCCUACAACCCUCUCGUCUACUUUGUCCGGAGGCUUACACUUGGCACUUACUUGACAAAAAUAUCUUGUCCAAGCUUGAUGCACGCAAAUAUAACCGGCUUAACGAAGAUAAAUUAGUGCAGGAUGCACAAAAGCCAACUGAGCAAGAUUUACAGGACGUUCUUUUGCUUGUUGGAAGAUCGUAUUUGCGAUAUUCAGAGUAUUCGUUGGUCGCACAGGUCGUCCCGGAUGUUUCAACGUACGCCCAGCUGGUAGGAAAAGUGUGUGCUAAAAGGAUGAUGUUGUAUGGAGUAUAGCAUAGAAGCUCAAUUGUGUCCUUCAACUUCAGUUUUGGUUGUUUCA